UUUAUUAUUUUAAUAAUAUUUAUGUGUGUGUGUUACGAUACAAUUAUCAAUGAUUUUUAUUUCGAGUAUUACGUAUUUAGUCACAUCAUUUGCUGAGAACAAAAAUUAGACCAGGUGUAAUAACACACAUUGAUCAAAAUAAUUUAACUUUAAUCGAAAAGAUGUUAAAAUGCCUAAAAUAUCAAUUUUACAAACCAAAAAAGGUAAACGUUUGUGAACAUUGCAAGUUUGAAAAGAAAUUUUCAUCAAUUCUAUGCGGUAUUUCACUUCGAAGAUGUGAACAAGAAAUGAGAAAUUUUGAGUUCAAAUUAAAAACUGGAAAUAUACCAAUAUACAGAAGUAUACUUAUAUAGAAAAAUUAAAACAGUUUACUUAAAUAUUUAUAUAAAUUCACUUACAAUUAUUUUCCAUAGAUCAUUCAUAUGCCGAAGAGGAAAAUUUGAGAAAUGUAGUACAAAGUCCAGGGCAUGAACUUUUACAAACAUUUAAAAAAGAAAAAUAUAGAAAGUAAAUAACAGUUUAGUAAAUUAAUAAUCGUAGCAAGUAAUACUGUUUAAUAAAUUAUUUUAUUUCUUAUCUCUUUAUCGUUUCAUUAAUAACUUCAGACAAGUAAGGAAAUAAUAGAUAAGCAAUUGUUUAAAUUGAUAUGAACUUACAAAAUAAACUAUUUAUGAAUUAUAUAUGUAAUAUGAAAACAACCAAUGAAAAGUACAGAUAACUAGACGUAACUAUUUAUAUCAUGUUCUUGUUAAAUGAGCUCAGGAAUCUUGAAUUUUUUUUCAAUGAUUAACAAUCAUUAAUAAUAUAUUAUAUUUUUAUGAAUUUUGAUAUUGUAAAGCUUACAAAUAACAAAAUGAUUUUGAUAAUAAUUUUAUUAUUAUUACUGUCUCAAGUAUCAAGUUUUGGCAAACGUCGUGUCCAUAAAUCAAAGAAUGAUGAAGACACUUGUGAAAAAACAGUAUUACACGAACUUUUUAUAAAUUCUAAUGCAACAUUUAUAGACCCUUAUUGCAAGUGUGAUUCAGUAGUAGGAAUAGUACAAAAAAUCCCAUAUAUUCAAGAAUCUCCUGAAAAUAGUUUAACAGUUCAUUUCUCUUCUGCUUGUGUGAAAUGUGGAAUGUGUCUUGCUAUAGCAAAUCAAGUUAGGACAAAUACGCAUUUUAUAAUUUUUAUCUAAUGUAUAUAGAAUUUGUCAAUAAUCAUGAAUAUAUUAUUGACAUAUUGUUAUCCGAUUUUUUAGAUAAAUGAUACAUUAUUAGAAAUGCAUGAAUCUAUGGAUACUUGGUUAAAUGAUACAGAAGCUAUUAUUCUUUUGAGGAAUAUUUGUAAUUUUGCUUUCAAACAGAUAUUUCAUAAUAUGUGGGAUCAUUGGAACACAAAUGUGGCUAUAAUUUUGCAACAAAGUCAAAUAUUUAUAUACAUUUUUUUCAUUGUUUUUGUAUCCUGUCCACUUUUCGGAAGUGGGUUCUACAUUUUACGAAACAUCCUGCAUAUAUAUUUUAUAUGUAUAUACUGUAUGAAUAUAUAUUGUAUAUAUAGCUAUAGUUUGCGAGAAAUUAAUGGAAAAAGAUUUAUUUGUGAUUAUGUUCCUGGCUCUACAUUAGUAACAUCUUCGGGAGAUGGUUUAUGGGAAACACAUUUAAGAGAUAAUUGUAAUGAAUAUUUGAAUGAGAUAAACCCAUUAGAAUUGUAUCAAUAUUGGCAGCAGUGGUGUCAAGAUGAUCAUCAAAAUCCUAAUUUGGUUACAAUACUUUGCAGAAACGAAGCAGGAAAAUUACGUGAUUGUAGAAGUAUGGAUGAAAUGAUUAAAUUUGAAUUACCUUCGAAAAACUAUCAGGCAAAUGUUAAACUUAAAGUAGAAUUCGGAUGUUAAAAUACAGAUUCAAGUAUGC
Molecule: messenger RNA, 1892 nt
Organism: Polistes canadensis
Lineage: Eukaryota; Metazoa; Arthropoda; Insecta; Hymenoptera; Vespidae
Exons: 4
Coding region: 1262-1873 (203 amino acids)
Source: RefSeq, a predicted model, not a curated record